Molecule: messenger RNA, 981 nt
Organism: Colletotrichum aenigma
Lineage: Eukaryota; Fungi; Ascomycota; Sordariomycetes; Glomerellales; Glomerellaceae
Gene: bimG
Product: Serine/threonine-protein phosphatase PP1
Exons: 4
Coding region: 1-981 (326 amino acids)
Cellular component (GO): nucleus; cytoplasm
Molecular function (GO): protein serine/threonine phosphatase activity
Source: RefSeq, a predicted model, not a curated record
AUGGCGGACCAACAUGAGGUCGACCUUGACUCGAUAAUCGACCGUCUCCUCGAGGUUCGGGGAAGCCGCCCUGGCAAGCAGGUCCAGCUUCUUGAGGCUGAGAUCCGCUACCUGUGCACCAAGGCUCGUGAGAUUUUCAUCUCUCAGCCCAUCCUUCUCGAGCUUGAGGCUCCUAUCAAGAUCUGCGGCGAUAUCCACGGACAAUAUUACGACUUGCUGCGUCUCUUUGAAUAUGGCGGUUUCCCUCCUGAGGCCAACUACCUGUUCCUUGGCGACUACGUGGACCGAGGCAAGCAGUCUCUCGAGACCAUCUGCUUGCUGCUUGCCUACAAGAUCAAGUAUCCCGAGAACUUCUUCAUCCUCCGUGGCAACCACGAGUGCGCCUCCAUCAACCGUAUCUAUGGCUUCUACGACGAGUGCAAGCGCAGAUACAACAUUAAGCUGUGGAAGACCUUCACCGACUGCUUCAACUGCCUUCCCAUCGCCGCUAUUAUCGACGAGAAGAUCUUCACUAUGCACGGUGGUCUCAGCCCUGACCUGAACUCCAUGGAGCAGAUUCGCCGCGUCAUGCGACCCACUGACAUCCCCGACUGCGGUCUUCUUUGCGAUCUUCUGUGGUCUGACCCAGACAAAGAUAUCACUGGCUGGAGCGAAAACGACAGAGGUGUUUCCUUCACCUUUGGUCCGGACGUUGUUUCCCGCUUCUUGCAGAAGCACGACAUGGACCUGAUCUGCCGUGCCCAUCAGGUCGUCGAGGACGGCUACGAAUUCUUCUCCAAGCGCCAACUUGUUACCUUGUUCAGCGCACCCAACUACUGCGGAGAGUUCGACAAUGCUGGAGCCAUGAUGAGCGUAGACGAGAGCCUGCUUUGCUCGUUCCAGAUCCUGAAACCCGCUGAGAAGAAACAAAAGUACGUCCCCGGUGGUCUCGGAGGCAACAGCCGACCAGUCACAUCUCCCUGGAAGUCCGCUUCCAAGUGA